Molecule: messenger RNA, 648 nt
Organism: Hippocampus zosterae (dwarf seahorse)
Lineage: Eukaryota; Metazoa; Chordata; Actinopteri; Syngnathiformes; Syngnathidae
Product: histone H2AX
Exons: 1
Coding region: 105-533 (142 amino acids)
Cellular component (GO): nucleosome
Molecular function (GO): DNA binding; structural constituent of chromatin; protein heterodimerization activity
Source: RefSeq, a predicted model, not a curated record
GUGACAACCCCGGCCUUUUAUAUUCGAGUAAUGCAAGGUUCUUUCCAGUACUGAACUGAAAUCAAUAAAGAACGACUUGUGUGUAAAUAAACGAAAUCGUAAACAUGUCUGGAAGAGGCAAAGGCGCCAGCAAGACCCGCGCAAAAGCUAGGACCCGUAGCAACCGGGCAGGUCUCCAGUUCCCGGUCGGUCGAGUCCACCGUCUUCUCCGCAGAGGCAACUACGCGGAGCGUGUUGGUGCGGGAGCUCCAGUCUACCUGGCCGCCGUGCUGGAAUAUCUCACCGCCGAGAUCCUCGAGCUGGCUGGUAACGCCGCUCGGGACAACAAGAAGACUCGCAUCAUUCCUCGCCACCUUCAGUUGGCGGUGCGCAACGACGAAGAGCUGAAUAAACUUCUUGGCGGCGUCACCAUCGCCCAGGGCGGUGUUCUGCCCAACAUCCAGGCCGUCCUGCUGCCUAAGAAGACCGGACAGUCUGCUCCGAGCUCCGGCAAGGGGGGGAAGAAGGCUUCAUCGCAGUCUCAAGAAUAUUAGCCACAUGGCUAGUAACUUUUAUCCCAACGGCCCUUUUAAGGGCCACCCCAGCUACAUCGAAAGAGCACAUUUCCUUUGUGUGUCUUCGUCACUUUUUUCCUUAAUAAAAUGUUUU